Messenger RNA from Sclerotinia sclerotiorum 1980 UF-70, 768 nucleotides. RefSeq lists its product with no specific name. Lineage: Eukaryota; Fungi; Ascomycota; Leotiomycetes; Helotiales; Sclerotiniaceae. The coding region runs from base 1 to 768 and encodes 255 amino acids. The record is from RefSeq and is a predicted model, not a curated record. The transcript has a single exon.
AUGUCUACGAUGGAGUUGGCCAUCAAUUACCAAUCGAAAGGUCAAUGGCACUUCUCAGACCCUGUGUCUGGUACUCACUUCGGAUCCAAACCCACGGACGUGUCUGAUCCAUUAUUAAUACCAGGUGCAUGGCUCCUCGUGGAUAAAAAGCAAAGAGCAUAUGCCAUGGCCAGUUCUAAUUCUGGCAUGCUAAUCGAACUGAAGCGCAGAAUUUGGAGUUUUUUCACUUGCGAGAAACUAUCAUUCAAAUAUGUUGCUCCUACUGAAUCAGCCGAGCUUUCGGGGACGUAUAGGUGGAAAUAUGAUAAGAAGACGACGAAGUAUGUGUUGACGAAGAAGAGGGAUCCAUUGCGUCGGGUGUUCGCCACGUUAAAUCUUGAUAAGGUUUAUCCUACAGGUAUUCCUGGCAAAAUGCAAUUAUUUGACCAGGCUAAGGCUUUGGCACCGGACCAUGCUCUUUUAAGUAUGGACAAUGAGUUUGCUUUGAAGGAAUUGGAUAAGUUUAUCAUACUGUCUACUCUUGAAAUACUUUUUCGGGAAGAGAGAAGGCCGAAAUGCUACUGGGACGAUGAGAAGGACGUGGCUUACUGGCCAGCGCAAACGAGAGAUGUGAGGAAGUGUGGAUGUUUGUGUCACUGCUUUCCCGGGGAGUGUACUCCGACCAAGCUCGCGGACAAAUCGGAGGAGAAAUUGGAGAAACUGAGGAAGAACACCUUCAAUCUAAAAGUUCGGGAAGUGGAAUCUGAGGAAGAAGAAUUAUCUGCUUAG